GCCUGCCCCUCUCUGUGGCAUGUUGUUAUUCCUACUCUGCUUUCGGCUGUGGAUUCGCAUAAGGACCAAAUCCCAAGAGCCAGUACGUCAGCCGCAAAUACAAGAAAGAAGCACUGCUAAUGCCAUGUCCUAGAGACAUCAAAAUAUCAUUCUUAUCGAGCCUUCCAUCUAUAUCUUCAGGGUUAUCCGCCGGCUCCAAUAUCUCUGGAAGGGACCCGAGAUACUGCAGAAAGCACACGUAAGUAUUAGGAUCACAGAAACCGGUCAUGGAAAGCUGAGCCUGUAUUGCUCAGGUAAAAGAUAUUCCAUAUGCCAUACGCACACCAGAAGCAUAUCAAGUUCAUUUCUCGUCCAGGGAGCAUAUCAAGCAACUGGUCCAGGCGCCAGACACCUGUUUGUCACUGCAUGCUUUGGCCAAAGAUGUACGUCCUUCUCUUUAUAUAUAUACAUAUCAUUCAGGACUUAACAAGAGCAGAUGUUUCAGCCCAAAUACACUAUGGACGGCCUAGGAGUGGACGACUGCAUGAGUGCGAACGGCACCGUCCACCAACGAGCCCUCCAAGCCGAGCUGCGAUCCCACCUGCCAGCCCUAAUACACCCCUUGACCGACUGUAUAGCCAGAGCUCUCACAGAGGAGAUAACAGACAGCAAGCCCCUGUCUGGGGGAUGGCACGCACUACAAAUAUUUCCUAUGGCUAAGCGACUGAUUACGGCCACCAACGCCUUGGUCUUCUUCGGUCCAGAAGUAUCAAGUGACCCGGUCUUUCUCAACGCCGCACUCGAGUAUCCCGAGCAUCUAAUGGAAACAGCCGAAGUACUCCGCCUCCUGCCCUCGUGGUUCGCGCCAUUCGUUGCCCCUUACUUAAUGCGCCGCCACAGAGCGCUGAAGAUCCUAUUAGACCGUCUCGUUCCAGUCGUUGAAGCCCGUCUCCCUAACGCCACCACCACCCCAGGACAUACAGACUGCAUCCAGUUCUUCGUCAACGCCGCUGCACGCAAGAACCAGCAGAGCGAAUGGCCGGCCCACCGAAUCGUUCAAGUCCUCCUAGGAAUCUGGUUCGCGUCCGUCCACCAACCUGCAAUGUGUCUCUUCUACGCCCUCGACGACCUCUCCCUCCACCCCGAAUACACCACCGCAUUGCGCGACGAGGUCCGCGCAAUCAACACAGCCCAAGACAUUACCAAUCUCCCUUUACUCAACGGCUUCCUUAAGGAGUCCGCACGCCUCCACCCAACAGAUUCCAUCUCGCUACGGCGUAAGGUCCUCCAACCAUUCACAUUACUCGACGGAACAACGCUGGCGAAGGACGACAUCGCAUGCAUCCCUCUUCGGCCCCUCCUCCAAGACCCAGAGGCCUACACCGACCCCCUCACCUUCAACCCUUACCGGUUCAUGAACCUAGACUGGGAUGCCAAAUCCAGAGCAACCUCUACCUCGGACUUCACAGACGCCGAUGUCACCUUCCCGGUAUGGGGGCUAGGGAAACGGGCUUGUCCGGGUCGGUACUAUGCCUCGCUUCUCCUCAAGCUCAUUCUGGCGCAGGUCCUGCUCCGCUAUGACCUGAGGAUGCUGGACGGGGCGCAGGAAAAGAGGUAUUUCUAUUGGCGUUCUGCGAUUGUUCCGAAGACUGGGGCGAUAUUGCAUUUUCGAGAACGGGCAGAAUACCCAUACGGUAGUUAAACCUGAACCUGAACAACACAUUACAUGAUUCCUUUCAUCAAUAUCAAUACCUCUUGAAACAUAGAUAGAAGGAUGCCAAAUAUCUCCCUUUAUCUGAUCAAAUAGUGCUGCGAUGUAGAGGACAUUGUUCUACGACUCCAGAACAAGACAUCCAUCCCCACUCCCGUGACCCAGAAUAAAAACACCCUACCAAAUCGGGCCCCCGACAAUAGCCACUAACCCAAACCAGAAGCAGCACCACAAUUUAUAACUAAAAAAAAAACAUGACGUAAUCAGACCCAACCACCUCCGACU
Molecule: messenger RNA, 1975 nt
Organism: Aspergillus pseudotamarii
Lineage: Eukaryota; Fungi; Ascomycota; Eurotiomycetes; Eurotiales; Aspergillaceae
Product: cytochrome P450
Exons: 1
Coding region: 476-1681 (401 amino acids)
Molecular function (GO): heme binding; oxidoreductase activity, acting on paired donors, with incorporation or reduction of molecular oxygen; iron ion binding
Source: RefSeq, a predicted model, not a curated record